CAGAAGCAAAACAAAAGUUUGUCGAAGGGAGAGUUUUUAAAAGAAAGCAGACAAAGAAGAAUUCACAAUGAGAUAGUAAAGUGCACUACAUGGAUAUUAACGAGACAGGAGACAAAUAAAAACACCAGCCAUGCAGGCCCGAACCGCAACUAUUCGGAUUGAAGAACCGUUUCGCAAAACGUGGAGAGAGCCGGUGACGAUAAUUUCAGCAGAGGAAUUGAAAAGAGCAGAAAGUGGCGACAGUAUAGAUGGAGCGGAAAUAGACUCGAUUAACUCAAAUUCACGACACGAGCAAAAAGGUGUCAGUGAAAUCGUGAAGCGAAUAACUCCAUCUAUGCCGGAUAUUAGAAUAAUUUCGGACGAAAAACAAUCAGAACAAAACAAUAACAACGAAAACUUGAAUCCUUCGUGUAAAGAUGUGAUAUUCAGAACUCCUCAGAAACGAAGCUGUGAAAUGAUGAAUGUCUCGCAUUGCUUAAGUUCAGACUUCCACAAAGCCUAUUCAGACUCGUAUCUCUGUGAAAAAUCAGACUGGAUGCUGGGCGAACGGUCAAGCUCAAGGUCGCCACCCUCACCGUCCGUGGGGUCACGAUCACCCCAGAUAAGGUCAAGGUCACCCAUUGUAAAUAAGUCUCCGUCAGUUCGCCAUGCGUCCAGCGAGUUCAACUUCUCUCCGGAAAGUACCGAGCAUUACCGAUGUGAGGUCGAGGCGGAGUCACAACGGGUCAAAAAACGCCUGUUUGAAGAAGUCGCGAAUGGUUCCUACCUCACCAGCCUUCCUCAAGCUUCCUACCACCAGCAGAGAGACGCUUACAUGUCGCCAAGGCAUCACCGCAGCUCACGUGACCACGUGACCUACGAGCAUGUGGCUGGCUCACACGACCUCGGCGCCAUGUUGUCACGGGACCACCAGGAACCGGAAAGCCACUACUACCUCGGCAGUCCGUCUUUCAGAAGCAAACUUGCAAGCUUCUUUAGCGAUUCGGAGUCGUUUCGAGCCAAGCGUCGCCUCGAUAUUGAAGACGAAUACGUUUCUACUCCGAAGCGAAUAAAAGCGGUAUAA
This is a messenger RNA of Dreissena polymorpha, 1063 nucleotides long. RefSeq lists its product as uncharacterized. The coding region runs from base 131 to 1063 and encodes 310 amino acids. The record is from RefSeq and is a predicted model, not a curated record. Lineage: Eukaryota; Metazoa; Mollusca; Bivalvia; Myida; Dreissenidae. The transcript has 4 exons.